Musca domestica (house fly) is the source of this 1416-nucleotide messenger RNA. Its product is annotated as ferrochelatase, mitochondrial. The record is from RefSeq and is a predicted model, not a curated record. NCBI's taxonomy places the organism in Eukaryota, Metazoa, Arthropoda, Insecta, Diptera, Muscidae. Gene Ontology annotation, molecular function: protoporphyrin ferrochelatase activity. The transcript is spliced from 6 exons. Gene Ontology annotation, biological process: heme biosynthetic process. Bases 116 to 1285 code for a protein of 389 amino acids.
CAACAAAACAAGAUUGCAAUUCAACUGCAAUGCAACUAUGACCCAAAGUUCCAUUUGAUAAACAUUUCCCUUGAACUAGUUCAUUUCGAAACGACAAAACUCUACAUUUGAAAAGAUGUUGUUGAGGGGAAAACAAUUUAGUACCGGUCUUUCAAAGACUUUCACAAAGUGGGUCAACUUCAGUACAACAGCCCGUAAUGAUGUAAAACCCAAAACGGCUGUGCUCAUGUUAAACAUGGGUGGACCUCAGACCACUGAUCAGGUUCAUGACUAUUUGUUACGUAUCAUGACCGAUCGGGAUAUGAUCCAAUUACCGGUACAAAGUAAAUUGGGACCAUGGAUUGCCCAGAGACGUACACCGGAAGUGCAAAAGAAAUACAAAGAAAUUGGAGGGGGCUCACCGAUUUUAAAGUGGACCGAAUUACAGGGCGAACUGAUGUGUAAGGAAUUGGAUCGUAUAUCACCGGAGACAGCACCACACAAACACUAUGUGGGAUUUCGUUACGUCAAUCCGUUGACAGAAAACACCUUGCAGCAAAUAGAGAAGGAUGGCCCUGAACGUUUGGUGCUAUUUUCACAAUACCCACAGUAUAGCUGUGCCACAUCUGGCUCCAGUUUUAAUUCCAUAUAUCAAUAUUAUAAAAACAAAAAUUUACCCUCCAACAUUAAGUGGAGUGUCAUUGACAGGUGGGGCAGUAAUCCAUUGUUGGUGAAAACCUUUGCCGACCGCAUUCGCGAGGAAUUGGAUAAAUUCUGUGAAACCAAACGUAAUAAUGUAGUUAUUUUGUUUACUGCCCACUCCUUGCCAUUGAAGGCUGUUAAUCGUGGUGAUCCAUAUCCUGCUGAAAUUGGAGCUUCCGUACAAAUGGUUAUGCAAGAGCUUGGCUAUUGCAAUCCCUAUAGUUUAGCUUGGCAAUCAAAAGUGGGCCCAUUACCCUGGUUAGCACCCGCUACCGACGAUGCCAUUAAGGGCUAUGUAAAACAAGGAUUGAAAAAUUUUAUUUUGGUACCAAUUGCAUUUGUUAACGAACACAUUGAAACCUUGCAUGAACUAGACAUUGAAUACUGCGAUGAAUUGGCUAAGGAGGUGGGUGUUGAAGAAAUACGCCGUGCAGCCACGCCCAACGAUCAUCCGUUGUUCAUAAAAGCCUUAAGCACCAUUGUUGCUGAUCACUUGAAGAACGGAGAUAAUGUCAAUCCGAAAUUCUUAAUGCGCUGUCCCAUGUGUGUGAAUCCCCGCUGCCGUGAAAGCAAGAAUUGGUAUAGGAAUGUCUGUGCUCGUUGAAAAUGAAAAGAAAAUUGAUCCAACUUAGAAGAUAUCAUUUAUUUUUUGAUAUAAUUGUUAGCAGCCGUAAUUGUGAAUGUGUUAAAGAGAAAACACAAUAAAAAAUAUGAAAUAUCAUACCUUGAAGAAAA